AUGCAAGUGUCUGUUUCAAACCUCAUUACUCAGUUUACUGAGGAUGUGUUCACAAAAGAAGACAGGAUCUGCCAGCAGUCUUGGUGCCAAGCUCUGAUACACAAGGGCGAGCCUUUCCUCUAUGUUGCCACCUAUGAUCCUGCUCAGCCCGGUAAAUUCGUCUGUGAAGCAUGUCAUAGGUGGUACAAGAACAAACCCGCCACCAUAGCUCAGGCACAAAACACCAAUGGUAUCAUUACCCAAUCCACAGUACAUACAUCAGUCCAUAAGUGCUGCACAGUCAUGAGCUUCGGUCAACCCCCCGCCAUCAUGGCCAUGUCAAAUGCUGCUCCAAACCUUGGCAACUUGGCAAUGCUGAUUCCUCCACUGCCAAUGCCAACUGCUCAUCACAACUCCAAGUUUUCCCCUGCUGGUCCAAGUGUCCAAGUGCCAUCCACUUGGCAGAACAUCCCUCAGCCAGCAAACUCUCCAGCAAAUGCUGCAUUGGGCCACAUGAUCACACUGCCACCUGGCUCCACUGGUUAUAGUGCACAGCAUGUGCAUUAUGCAGCUCAACAUGAAUGUUGGGCACACAUGGCUCACAAUCUGCCUCCUGCAGAGACAAUCUCCUUAGAAAUAUGGGCAGUCUUCGAAGCUGGGGGCAAAAAGAAGAAUCUGCGAGCAAACAACAUCGGGAGUAUCUGUGAGGGGCUGAAAGACAUUGACAUGCUGAGCACUGUGCAUGAACUUUUGGCCAUAGCACUUGGCAUUUUGGUACUGCACAUCAAAGAUUACUGCCCACAGUUUCCCUGCAAUUGGAAAGGAUCAAAAGUGAAGGUUUUUAAACCAAAACAGUUCAUGUUAUUCAUCAUUGUACCUGUGAAUCAAUGGGAAGAAUUUGAAGAAUUUCAAGAGAAGCUCCACUCUAGCCCACCUGCCCACAAACAGCAGACAUCUUGGGCUGGCUUGAGCACUUCUCUCCCUGGUUCUACAGUCUCAAUGCUGGUUGUACCUCGGAGCACGAUGAUUUCUGAGCCAUCCACUCUUUUUUUCUCCAAGGGAGUGGUUUCUACGACGUCAAGUAGCAUGUUUGAUCACCCAAUCUUGCACGAUGUGGCACAUCUUUGGGAUGGAGAAAAGGAUAUGGUGCUGCCCACUAAUUCAAGUGUGAUGUCUGGUAAAUGCCACCACCGUCAUACUAGUAGUUCAUCCAGUGGUUCUACUCCCCUUCUGCCCCAGAAGAGAUCUGCAAAAACUUUCUUGUCCCCCAACUGCAAUCAAAUCAAGAAAGCAUUACAGUCUGGGGGGGCCUCCGAAUUCAAUGUAAAGACAGUCUUCUGGCAGAAAGUCAUACAAGUGGACUUUUACCCCAUCCAGACCCAUGAUCUUAAUGAUCUGGUCAGCGAGAAGGCUGCAUUCAAUAUUAGAAAUGCUGACCUUUGCUCUGGGAAAAUCCGGCUCAAUGCCUCUGCUGAUUCGAUCAUUGGAGUUGGAGCAUUCAAGAUGGCCCAAAUUGCACAACUCAACCUAUCACCUCUCAGGGACAUGGGUAUUGGGUCAUCUCCCAACAAUCACAUCGUCCUCAAAAGACCAUAUAUUGAUGACCAUCCUGUGGAAGUCAAACCCCCAUUCACACAUUAUGCCCUACAAGACAAGUCCAACAUACUCUACCGCAAAGCUAACACUUUGUACUGGGCCAAAGCACUCUUGCAGAUGAUGUACCAAUUCAUUGAUCAUGCUGUUGAAGAUACCAAGGUACCACCACCUUUCGAAAUUCCUCACCUGCACUUUGUGGAUGCAGGAUUGUUAUUUGCAUAUUUGGAUGUGCCAGCAGAAACAGAAAGGGGGUCUGGGAAGCCAUCCAAGCCCAGCAGUAUUGUGAAUGUCACAUACCUUGUUGAGGAACUCAUCCACACGUCCUCAGAUGAUGAGUUUGUGAAGUACAUCCACAAUGGCGAUGUGGCUCCUUGCUUCCUUCUGGAUACAAAGGCAGAAGAGAUUGCAGACUUUUUGGCCUUCACUCAACACGUACAGUACAUCAUGACUGGUGGUCAAGUAUACAUAUCUGACUAUCAAGGUAGCAGACUGCUUUUGACAGAUCCGCAGAUCCUCACACAUCUUGAUGUUGCUGAAGGUCGAAGACUCUUCAGUGAGGGGAAUGUGGAGAAAGGGGUGGCACUGUUCGAGAAUCAACAUAUUUGCAACUUGUUUUGUAGAUGGGAAGGCUUUGGGAUGAAGGCUUUCAGCCAUGGAUCGAAGUCUCUUCGUUCAACCACUUAG
Pisolithus orientalis is the source of this 2259-nucleotide messenger RNA. RefSeq lists its product as uncharacterized. Gene Ontology annotation, biological process: protein phosphorylation. The record is from RefSeq and is a predicted model, not a curated record. Lineage: Eukaryota; Fungi; Basidiomycota; Agaricomycetes; Boletales; Pisolithaceae. Bases 1 to 2259 code for a protein of 752 amino acids. Gene Ontology annotation, molecular function: protein serine/threonine kinase activity; ATP binding. The transcript has 9 exons.